Rhinolophus ferrumequinum (greater horseshoe bat) is the source of this 2742-nucleotide messenger RNA. It is a transcript of the gene LCMT2, whose product is annotated as leucine carboxyl methyltransferase 2. The transcript has a single exon. The record is from RefSeq and is a predicted model, not a curated record. Bases 24 to 2084 code for a protein of 686 amino acids. Gene Ontology annotation, molecular function: protein binding; tRNA methyltransferase activity. Gene Ontology annotation, biological process: tRNA methylation; wybutosine biosynthetic process. Lineage: Eukaryota; Metazoa; Chordata; Mammalia; Chiroptera; Rhinolophidae.
CCGCUCCACAGUACGCUCUGGCCAUGCGCCCGCGGAGCCGCGAGAGGAGAGCAGGGGCAGUGCAGAGCACCAACGACAACAGCGCCCUCAGCAAAAGUUCUCUGGCUGCGCGCGGGUACGUGCACGACGCCUUUGCGGCGCUGCUAGUUCCGGGGACCGCACGCCGCGCGCCGCUUAUCCACCGGGGCUACUACGUCCGCGCACGCGCCGUGCGGCACUGCGUGCGCGCCUUUCUGGAGCGGGCGCGCGCGGCCGCUGGAGCUCCUCGCGCUCAGAUCCUUUCGCUGGGCGCGGGCUCAGACUCUCUUUAUUUUCGCCUCAAAACUGCAGGCCUCCUGGCCUGGGCUGCCGUCUGGGAGGUAGAUUUUCCGGACGUGGCGCGGCGCAAAGCAGAGAGGAUUCGAGAUACGCCGGAAUUGUGCGCGUUAACCGGUCCUUUCCAAUACGGGGAUCCCGCGUUGUCGCUGUGCUUUGAGAGCUUGGACUACCGCAUCCUGGGCUUGGACCUGCGGCAGCUCCAGCGAUUGGACCAGGCCCUCACCACCGUGGGCCUCGAUGCGGCCGCACCCACCCUGCUCCUGGCUGAGGCUGUGCUGACCUACCUCGAGCCGGAUGAUGCCGCGGCCCUCAUCGCCUGGGCUGCCCAGCGUUUUCCUAACGCCCUUUUCGUAGUCUACGAGCAAAUGAGGCCGCAUGACGCCUUCGGCCAGUUCAUGCAGCAACAUUUUCGGCAGCUAAAUUCUCCCCUGCAUGGCCUGGACCGCUUUCCCGACGUCGAGGCCCAGCAGCACCGCUUCCUGCAGGCUGGCUGGACUGCCUGCAGUGCCAUAGACAUGAAUGAAUUCUAUCGCUGCUUUCUCCCCUCAGAAGAACGCCGGCGCAUGGAACAUCUUGAACCUUUUGACGAGUUUGAGGAGUGGCAUCUGAAAUGCGCCCACUAUUUCAUUCUGGCUGCUUCUAGGGGAGACACUCUGUCCCAAACUUUGGUGUUUCCACCCUCUGAGGCGUUUCCUAGGGUAAAUCCUGCUUCCCCGUCAGGGAUCUUCCCUGCCAACGUAGUCACUAGUGACCACCAUGGUCCAGAUCUUAAGAGAUAUGGCCACGCGUCUGUCCUUUUGAGCCCAGGCUGUAUUCUCAGCACAGGUGGAUUUGGAGAACAGGAGGGGAGGCACUGCCGAGUGAGCAAGUUUCACUUGCUCUCAAGAUACUGUGACUCUGAAUGGAAAGGCAAACACAUACGCAGUUGGAGGACUGGAGCUCAGUGGGAUGGACGCCUUUAUCACACCAUGACAAGACUUUCAGAUACUCAGGUUCUGGCUCUGGGAGGCAGACUGUCCCCAGUAACUCCAGCCUUAGGGAUUCUCCAACUUCAUUUUGUUGAAAGUGAGGAUAAUAGCACCCAGGAUCUAAAUGUAACAGUAACAAAGGCUGGUGCAGACGAAGAUACCACUUUGUCAUGUUGGCGGCAUUCAACAACAGAAGUGUCCUAUGAAAAUCAGAAAUAUUUGUUUGUGUACGGGGGUCGAAGUGUAGUGGAACCUGUACUAAGUGACUGGUAUUUUCUACAUGUGGGGACAAUGGCUUGGGUCAGGAUCCCAGUAGAGGGGGAAACACCUGAAGGUCGGCAUUCCCACAGUGCUUGCAGCUGGCAAGGGGGAGCCCUUAUUGCUGGAGGUCUGGGUACUUCUGAGGAGCCAUUGAGCUCUGUACUCUUUCUGAAACCAAUCUCUUGUGGAUUCCUCUGGGAAUCAAUAGAUAUCCAGCCUCCCAUUACCCCAAGGUACUCCCACACAGCUCAUGUGCUCAAUGGAAAGCUACUACUGGUGGGAGGAGUCUGGAUUCAUUCCUCCUCAGUUCCUGGGGUUACUGUUGUCGAUUUGACUACAGGAUUCAGCACUGAGUAUCAGAUUGACACAGCGUUUGUGCCAUGGCCGUUAAUGUUACACAAUCAUACCAGCAUCCUCCUUCCUGAAGAGCAGCAGCUCCUUAUCCUUGGAGGCGGUGGGAACUGCUUUUCUUUUGGCACCUACUUCAACCCCCAUCCGGUAGCAUUAGACCUUUCUUCCUUAAGUGCUGGGCAGUAAGGUCUGUACUUUUGGUAUAUUCAGGACCCACUAAAGUAGACAAAGGUUUCCACAAAUAGGAUUUGAUUUUGGCUAUAGAUAUUACCACACCCUCAUGGCCCUGUUUUUUUCUCAGCACUGCUCUUCAAUGCAGAAAGUGAAAUUUUGUUAAAACAUAUAACAUUCAGAGAGGUGGUACAACAAUAAAACAAAGUAGGCCUACCUGAAGAGAAUGGUCAUAUAGUCCUAAAUGAGGAAUUGGGGCGAGGGGAUGAUUUGGAUCCCUGUAUCUUAAGUUUAUCCAUUUAUUGAGUAACGAUGACCUUUAGCCUAACACAAAUGAAAAAUUUCCCACUCCCAGGCUUUGUGAUUUGAGAUGGUACCUUGGAAAAAGUUUCACACAGAUCCUUGGUAAGAAUCCAAGGUUGAAUGUAGUUGAAUGGACAUGGUAUUGACCUCAUUCUUCAUGUAUGAAACCUGAAAUGAACCCAGCUGCAGUUUGAUGAAAGCAUUGUGCCAUAUAGUGCAGCAGAGAUCUCUGGGAUAGUUUUAAUACAACACAUAUGUAGGACAUCAUUGAAAAACAUGGUUUUGUUCUACUUUUGUCACUGGUUCCAUAUUUAUUUAGAUUUAUGAGUGCUAAUAAACCAAACAACUGAUGCUUCAACUCAUUUUGUAC